UGCUGCUGAGGCAGGAAGCUGGGCUGACUUACAGGAGGAAAACUAUUUGGGGCUUAUUUGUCUGAAGUGACCUGAGCUAAUGGCUGCAUUGUGCAGCGUGUGGCUUCUGCUGGUUUGCAGCAAAGCUCUGGCAGAUAAUGUACUGGAUGGCGGCAUGCUGUAUCCUAGGGAAACUCCAACAAGGGAGCUGAAGGAACUCAAUGGCAUCUGGAGUUUUCGGGCUGAUAAAUCUCCCCAGAGGGAUGAAGGCUUCCAGCAGCAGUGGUACAAGAGACCCCUUAGAGAGACAGGUCCUGUGAUAGACAUGCCAGUGCCUGCCAGUUUCAAUGAUAUCACCCAGGACAUUACCUUGAGGGAUCACAUCGGUUGGGUCUGGUAUGAGAAGGAAGUCUGGCUUCCAAGCCGUUGGGUGGACGAUAAAACCUCUUCAAGGGUCGUACUUCGUGUUGGAAGUGCCCAUUAUUUCUCUAUUAUAUGGGUCAAUGGUGUUCAAGUCACCCAACAUGAAGGAGGUCAUUUGCCAUUUGAAACCAAUAUAGCAACCCUUUUAAAGAGUAGUGUGGGGGCCCCCUGCCGUAUCACCAUUGCAGUCAACAACACCUUAACCCCCAAUACUUUACCUCCCGGAUCAAUUCAGUACAUGCAAGACUCGCAGCUAUAUCCAAAAGGAUACUUUGUCCAAAAUAUAGCAUUUGAUUUCUUUAAUUAUGCCGGUAUUCACCGUCCUGUGGUUCUAUAUACAACGCCUCCUGUCUAUACCGAUGACAUCACUGUUAUUACGGACAUUGCGGGUGACACUGGAUUCAUAAACUACCAAAUAUCUGUGCUUGGUUCAAGUUCCUUUUCUGUGUCCGUGACUUUACACGACCAAGAAGGGCAAGAGGUAGCCACAGGCUCAGGAGCUAUUGGGCAACUCAAAGUGGUGGAUGCAAAACUUUGGUGGCCAUAUCUGAUGCAUAUAGAUCCUGGAUACCUUUACUCUUUUCAGGUGAAGGUGUCAGCUGAGACGGACCUUGGUGAUUUUGAAGACAUAUACACUUUGCCUGUGGGAAUAAGGACUGUGCAAGUUUCAGGAGACCAAUUCCUCAUCAAUGGAAAACCAUUCUACUUUCAUGGAGUCAACAAGCAUGAAGAUUAUGACGUGAGAGGAAAAGGAUUGGAUUGGCCUCUUAUCAUUAAAGAUUUUAACCUAUUGAAAUGGUUGGGCGCCAACUCUUUCCGAACCAGCCAUUACCCAUAUGCAGAAGAGAUCAUGGACCUUUGUGAUAAAUAUGGAAUUGUGGUGAUAGAUGAAUGUCCAGGAGUGGGCAUCAAAGAAGAGGAGAGCUUUGGGAACAAGUCCCUAAGCCACCAUUUAGUGGUUAUGGAGGAGCUGGUGCGUCGGGAUAAAAACAGGCCUUCGGUUGUGAUGUGGUCUGUUGCCAACGAACCAGCCUCGCAGCUGCCACUGGCCGGUUAUUAUUUUAAAACCGUUAUUGCUCACACAAAGGCGCUUGACCCUACAAGACCAGUGACUUAUGUUUCCAAUGCUAACUAUGAACGAGACCAUGGGGCACCAUAUGUGGAUGUAAUAUGUGUUAAUAGCUACUUCUCUUGGUACCAUGAUCCGGGCCAUCUGGAGGUGAUUCAGCUACAACUCAAUAACCAGUUUGAGAGGUGGCAUGCAAUGUACAAUAAACCAAUGAUCCAGAGUGAAUAUGGAGCCGAUACUAUCCCUGGAUUUCACAGUGAUCCUCCACUAAUGUUCACAGAAGAAUACCAGCAAAUAGUGUUACAGAAUUAUCACUCCGUGUUUGAUCAGAAGAGGGGAAAGUUUGUUAUCGGGGAACUGAUUUGGAACUUUGCAGAUUUUAUGACUGCACAAGGGACUAUUCGAGUUGUGGGAAACAAGAAGGGCAUUUUUACUCGUCAGCGUCAACCCAAAACUUCAGCAUUUCUUCUGCGGGACAGAUACUGGAAACUGGCCAAUGAAACUGGCUACUUGCUCAAGCCUCCUAGGUUUACGGAUUCUAGGUGGAAAAAUCACAUCACACAAGAAGUGUGCAUGAGACAAGGAACAAUAACUGCACUGUUUGCCAAAGAAACAGAAAAUUCCUAUUGCUGAAAAGGUGAAACUUCAACUGGAUUUAACACAAAAUGAAAGGGUUAAUCACACACUUUAUAAUUGGGGUGAAAUAUAAAAUACAUGUUAAUAAUAAAAUAUAUUUUUCUGUA
Messenger RNA from Bombina bombina (fire-bellied toad), 2214 nucleotides. RefSeq names its product glucuronidase beta (gene GUSB). The coding region runs from base 80 to 2104 and encodes 674 amino acids. Lineage: Eukaryota; Metazoa; Chordata; Amphibia; Anura; Bombinatoridae. The record is from RefSeq and is a predicted model, not a curated record. The transcript has 13 exons. Gene Ontology annotation, molecular function: beta-glucuronidase activity; carbohydrate binding. Gene Ontology annotation, biological process: carbohydrate metabolic process; glucuronoside catabolic process.